Messenger RNA from Cantharellus anzutake, 1074 nucleotides. RefSeq lists its product as uncharacterized. The transcript is spliced from 3 exons. Bases 184 to 867 code for a protein of 227 amino acids. The record is from RefSeq and is a predicted model, not a curated record. NCBI's taxonomy places the organism in Eukaryota, Fungi, Basidiomycota, Agaricomycetes, Cantharellales, Hydnaceae.
UUUCAAGGACGAAUCCUCAGCUCGUGCUGCAUUGUCAACAAGGAUUCUGUUGAAAGACCAGCGAUACGACAUACAUCGGGGACCAUACUGCGGGAUGUUCGAAUUUUUCAAGGGACUUCAUGCAGUGCAGAGCUUACCUCAAGGUGAAAAACCAGUAGUUCUGUCUUCCCCAUCUCUGAUCUCAUGCCAGUCGGUAUAAAAGAUCGGAGUCGCCGAGGAAGCGAUGCAUCAGCCACAAGCGCAAGAAGUGGAUUCGGGCGACGGAUCUGGGAGGCUCUGCCUCUCAGAAAGCGCACCUCUUCUCAGUCCACUGUUGACAUGUCGCGUGCCGCAACCCCAUCUUCCAGGUCAUCUUCGCGCAUGUCCGUUGAGGGAGAAGGCACGACCGAUCUUGAUGCAACGAUUACGCAGAAGCCCCAAUCAGCAAUGCGGAAGUGUUCAGAAGUUAAGGGUCGGCAAGAGUCCAGAGUGCACGAAAAUCUGUUGCCUGGAUCUACGAUUUCAUCAGCCGUGUCAUCACCACCGUCACCAUCCUGUCAAUCGAAACUAGUCGAGAGGCUCCCUACGGCCGCCCCUGAAGCGUACAAGAUAAGUGACACUGGUACGAUGGUGAAAGUUCCCCAGGAGGGGCUGAGACCUGAAAUUGACAUCGCAAUGUUCGAAGGUAUCAAUCCACAGCAAUCUGCCAAAAAGAUUCUCACCCUCCCGGCCCCUGAGCCAAGGAAUGAAUCUCCUAAAUCACUUCCUGCGCCAUCGCCACCCAAUGCGACAGAUCUUCCCCCCGGUCGAAGUCACCUACUUCCAACGUUCCGAGGCGAGAAAGUUUACGCCAAAGGGUCGUGUCACAGCCCCCCAAGCUUGCCAUAAUACCCGCUACUCCAUCUCCAACGGCGACCUUCCAAGCUCGCAGCCCGGCCAAUAGGUCGUCAACUGCAAAGCCACCCAUUAAUCCCAGGGGAACCCCGACUGAAUCUCCGCGCCGCAAGAGAGUAUCAUCCACCUCUCCUCCCCUAACUGUCAACCAGAAGAAGUUUCUCCGAAAUGCUAAUAAGGUGGAGAGCGGAGUCGGCUCGA